This is a messenger RNA of Cryptomeria japonica (Japanese cedar), 1296 nucleotides long. RefSeq names its product tRNA-specific adenosine deaminase TAD2. Gene Ontology annotation, molecular function: tRNA-specific adenosine-34 deaminase activity; zinc ion binding. The transcript has a single exon. Lineage: Eukaryota; Viridiplantae; Streptophyta; Pinopsida; Cupressales; Cupressaceae. Bases 376 to 912 code for a protein of 178 amino acids. The record is from RefSeq and is a predicted model, not a curated record. Gene Ontology annotation, biological process: tRNA wobble adenosine to inosine editing.
CUCUUGCCAAUAUAAAACUGUAUUGGUUGACUGUCGCUUUAUCGUGGAUGGACAUUUUAAUCUAAAAUUUGUGUAUUUGAUGGUUUGGCUUGACUCUUGGCCUGGCUUGCUAAGCUAUUUUAGGGGUUUGUGCAGGGAAGUGAGCAAGCAAAAAUUUCGUGAUAAUUUCUGGCUCGCGUUUGAAACAUUGAGGCGGAACCAAAAAGAAGGUAGAAGAUGUUCACAUUCAGAGUUCUGUUUUCGAAUGAGUUCAACUUGAGUCUCACUUUGGAGAACCCCGAUGAAGAGAUAACAAUAUUUCUGUCGCCUCCAUUUCAGUAGCAUUAGGGCUACGCAGCAAUCUCAAAAAAGGAGCGGACAUUUGGGUGUACACGGAUGGAUAAGACGGCAUAUAUGGAGGCGGCGAUGGAGGAAGCGAGGCGGGCUCUUUCCCAACUGGAAGUUCCCGUGGGGUGUGUGAUUGUUGAAAAUGGUCAGGUCAUUGCGCGAGGGAGCAACGCCACCAAUCAUACCAGAAAUGCAACGAGGCACGCCGAGAUGGAAGCCAUUGAUAAUCUUCUUCAUCUCUGCCAAUCUGCUCAUCUCACGCAACAGCAAGUCGCUCAGCGAUUCGCAGCAUGUGAGCUCUAUGUAACCUGCGAGCCCUGCAUCAUGUGUGCUGCUGCACUCUCUCUCCUUGGGAUCACACGUGUUUUCUAUGGUUGUGCAAAUGACAGGUUUGGGGGAUGUGGGUCUGUCAUGGAAGUGCACAAGCAUGGCUCUGGCCCUUGCGGGAACAAUCAAGCUGAGGAGAAGGGGAGAGGGUUUACUUGUGUUGGGGGAUUAAUGGCCGAUGAGGCAGUUCAUCUAUUUAGGAGUUUCUAUGAGAAGGGGAACCCUAAUGCUCCAAGGCCUCACAGGCCUCUCAGUUGAGGAAUUGACAUCAUGCAUUCCUACCAAAUUGAAGGUGUAUGUUGCAGAAUCAUUUUUCAUAUUUUGUUGACAAUAGGCAUGUUUCCUUUUUAGCUACACUAAGAUUUAUUUGCUGAUGAAACGCUGACAUGUUUAUUUGAAAAAAAAAAUGUUGGUGACAUUUUCAGUCCCUCAUAUGGCCAAUUUUUACUUACUGUACUUUUCCUCGGCGGUCUUGUAUUGAACCUCGGCGGUCUUGUAUUCCUUUCAAUAAAGCGUCUCUUCUUUUGUAUGGAAGACUUUUUGUAAUUGUUUCCUGAAAAAUCUUUGAUUUGUUCUUGGUUUGUUCCCCUUCCAUUUGGGAGACAGAUAUAUGGAAUUGCAGGCUCUAGAUGAUUAGUUUUA